This is a messenger RNA of Patella vulgata (common limpet), 2704 nucleotides long. Its product is annotated as FMRFamide receptor. Bases 1240 to 2220 code for a protein of 326 amino acids. The transcript is spliced from 2 exons. Gene Ontology annotation, cellular component: membrane. The record is from RefSeq and is a predicted model, not a curated record. NCBI's taxonomy places the organism in Eukaryota, Metazoa, Mollusca, Gastropoda, Patellidae. Gene Ontology annotation, biological process: G protein-coupled receptor signaling pathway. Gene Ontology annotation, molecular function: G protein-coupled receptor activity.
CGACAAUUAUUAUUCUGGCUUAACUUUUACUAGGAUUAGACGCAUAGAACAGUGGCUUAUAUGUUGUACGACACAUACAGCUUUCAUAUUUCAGGUGUGUACAGCUAGAUCGAAGUGACAAGGAAACUGUCAACAGUUGUCCAAUAUAACAGAUUACAUCUGCCGUUCAUAAUACCCUCAUCUGACCAUACAGACAGUGAACUGAUAAGGUAACCCUCCAUCGGAGAGCAAAUGUUGUACUUGGGAUUAAUAUACAUAUUUUGAAACUGUGUCAACGUGGAUUUUAAACAAUUUAUGAUAAUUUGCUCCCGUAGAUAUAACUGUUGGCUUUGGAUUUAUCUCAAAUUACCAUUUGCGUCAAUAGUACUCUAAUGACUGUGUUAAGACGAUUGGAUCAUACAAAGUGUUCUGGGAUGAAAUACUGAGAGCCUGUUGACUUUCAACUAAUCCCACUUCAAGAGCCACAGUAUCCGUUGGUAUUUCGUAAUGACUUCCACAGAAUAAUAAACAAACACCACGAUCGGAAAUAAGCAGACAUUUACGUCUAGCAGAAACACGUUUAUUGGAAUAAUAAGUAAUUCGGUGCGGGACAUGUACAUGUGUUCGGCUCCAAUUUAAGUUUUCUAUUACACAAUUACAUGUAAGAAAGCUAAAAUCAUUAUCGGGUCUACGAGUAAUGUUCUACGGGAAGGAGUGUUUGAAGAAUUCUGAAGAUCCGUGCUAAAUUUAUCGUAUCUUGCAACAAGGCUGAUAAUUUAGGAUAUAUUGCCCUUUUUACAGCAAUCUUCCAUUAACGAGAGUCCAAUAAAUCUGUAGAUUGAACUCGAUGAUAAAAGGAUUAUGACAGGAGAAUUACAUAUUUACAAUUCCAGAAUAUAGACAGGAGUAUGUAUUUAUAUAUAUAUAUAUAUAUAGAGUAAAAUCAUAAAUGUUAGUUACGGAAACUAUCAUUACCACAGAAUAGACCAACUCAGUUAUUUAAUACGAGGAAAAACUAUUGCAAGUGACACGCAAGAUUCCGAUUCAACAAAUUGUCGAAAUAAAUUCGGAAGUGAUUUAUCUCUCGGGUUAUUUUUGUUAUUUGAAACUAAUACAUACUCUAAUCAUUUGAGAUGGAAGGCCGUCAUUUUUGUGUUUUAAAUCUAAACUUUGUGAUUGGAUUUGGUAAUUGAACUUGUGAACUAAAUCCUCGACGUAAUAAAAGGAAACGUAUUAAGAAUUCUUCAUGUUGAUAAAAAAAUGGAGUCUUAUUCAUAUCGGGUAUUUUUCGCUCUAGGAGUGGUGCGAAUCGGCUUGGCGUGUUUUGGAGUUGUUGGUAAUAUACUUUCAGUGAUAGUUUUAGCGCAUCGGUCCAUGCGAUCAUCUACUGCUGUGCUGUUGAUAUGUCUUGCUCUUUACGAUACUGUAUUUUUGGUAGCUACCGGAGUGACAGCUGUAGUUGGAUUAAAUACCAUAUCGAUGUCCAUGUCACUACUUCAUAUCGUUGCUGCCUUUUAUCCCAUUCGUAAUAUUGCUCAAAUGGGGUCGGUUUACGCUACUGUAAUUUUAACCGUGGAAAGAUUUAUUGCCGUAGCCUACCCGAUGAAAGCUCGAAUUAUUUGUACUUUAUCGAACAGUCGCAAUUUCAUGAUUGGUGUAUUUAUUUUCUCUGUGGCCUUUAAUAUACCGAGAUGCUUGCGUUCGUUAAUAAUUACACCCCCAAUGAAUGUAACAGCCAACGAUUCCAUUCCAUCUGACAACUACAACUUUUUAUAUAUGCGAGUAUAUGAAAUUUAUUUGACGACCAUACUAUAUUUCUUGAUACCUUAUACACUGAUCGUUAUACUCAACAUACGUUUGUUAAUGACCUUAAAAAAAAGCAGAAAAACUACCAUAAAACUGAGUUACCACAAUAAGAAUAAACAGAGACGCGAAUCAACAUCUAUGAGGAAUCCAACUGGAAAAGAGGACAGUUUGAUAUCGUUCGUGAUUGGAAUCACAGGGUGUUUUUUCGUGUGUUGUUUUGUUCCGUUGGUUUAUAACAUUAUUAUCUUGGCUAAACCCAAUCUUUUAGCCGAAGCUACCAGAUAUUAUCUGCUGUCCAUAGGCGACACAAUGUUGUGUGUAAACGCCGCGACCGAUUUUAUUUUCUACUGUUUAUUGGGCCAAAGAUUUAGAACGUUAUUCAUUAAAACAUUCUGCCCUUUCAUUAGAAAAUCAAAGACGGUGAUGGAAAUAUAGGCACAAAACUUGUUUGUUAAUGAUUUGUUGAACUUAAUUACGAAACUAAGGACUUGUUGAAUAUAAUUACGAAUCUAAAGAGCAUUUAUACAAUGCAAAAUUGAAUGUGUUUUCGUGGCAUUCUUACGUCCGUAUAAACUACAUGUAUAUAAGACCUAGAAGUGCUUUUGUUUAUAAAGAAUUAAUCAAUAUUUUAUAAAAUUGAUAUAGUGAAUAGUCUAGUAGUAAUGUUCAUAGAAAACAUUAGCCAUGUGAAAUUCAUGGAUAACUCCAGAGCUAGCAGAUGGUCGGGAAGGAGCAAGCAAACCCAUUUGGACAGUGUAAUGACCAACAGUAUAAUUACUAUAAUCCACAACUACUGCUUUCAUUUUCCACCACAAUAAUACUAACGAAAAACUAGAUUUAACCCACUCAGAGAUAUAUACGUCACACACGAUUUAUGUAUUAUACAAUUGCCUUAAUAAAUUAUAAAUGUAUAAAUUAC